This is a messenger RNA of Bipolaris zeicola 26-R-13, 840 nucleotides long. RefSeq lists its product as uncharacterized. The coding region runs from base 1 to 840 and encodes 279 amino acids. Lineage: Eukaryota; Fungi; Ascomycota; Dothideomycetes; Pleosporales; Pleosporaceae. The record is from RefSeq and is a predicted model, not a curated record. The transcript has a single exon.
AUGUUCGAUCACUUAUUCGACCCUGAUGCUUUCCACCGUCACCCCAUCCCACCAGCCUUCUCACGCACAAACUACAUUGUAUCAGGUGCAUCUCGCGUACAACUCCCCUCGUUCAUUCCCAGAGAUCACCGACACGCCCACCCAAUGACACCUCACCAGCACCAGCACCAUCAUCACCCGCGUCCGGCCCGCCGCUACUCAGUCUACGCAGAUCCUUCGCCCACCUCCUCAGACUUCGAUCAAACAGAAGACACCUACCUGCAAUCCGAAUCCGACUCCAGUCUCACCCACGUAAAACACUCACCCCCCAGAAACGCCAAUGCCAACAACAACGCCAACAACAGCAGCAGCAGCAGCAAUGUACUCUCACCUCUCCACCGCACAUCCUUCAAACUACCCCAUACCACAUUCGCCAACCUCCCAUCCACCCACACUUCCUCCUCCAUCCUCAUACUACCCCCUACCCUAACACCACUGCACAUCCGCAUCGACACUCCCUCGUCCACACACCAGCUGCGCGCCACGGUAGCAGGCGACAUGCGCUUCCGGGACGUAGUAAGCCAGCUGGUGCAGCAGGGACAGUAUGCGGAUGUGAGAGCGAGUGUAAGGUUGAGGGGGGAGUGGCAGGAACCCGGGUCUAGUGUGAGGAUUAGUGAGGUGGUGCGGCAGUAUGCGGUGAAUGAACGGGGGGAGGUGGAGGUUAGGAUUGAGGUUGGGCGUGGAGGAGGAGGGGAAGGGGGACGAGAAGGAAGAAGGGGGGGAGGUGGGUAUGUUGGGGGGAUACGGGGGUUUAGGGCUUGGGAGAGGGAGACGGGGCGGGCGUGGGAGAUUAGGGAUUGA